This is a messenger RNA of Physcomitrium patens, 2995 nucleotides long. RefSeq lists its product as uncharacterized. Lineage: Eukaryota; Viridiplantae; Streptophyta; Bryopsida; Funariales; Funariaceae. The record is from RefSeq and is a predicted model, not a curated record.
UAGCCACCACCGUUGUCACCGCCCGUGUGCCUCACGAGAUUGUGCCUCCAUAGCCUGGGAUCGUCAUUUUGAAGGUCUUUUCCUUCUUGUACUCCUCGGUGACAUUGCAGAUUGCUGGCAUUUCUGAAGAAAACUAGAGCUUGUGUCGACACUUUGAGCCCUCCAGUGCCGCAUUUUUGAGAAUGUUGGCUGCCGUUGCCGUGAAGAAAUUGUGGUGCCGGAGUCUUUUGGCGGAGUGAAUUUCCGUGGUUGCGUUGGUGAUUGAUGCGGACGAAAGUACUCUGGGUAGAUUGGCGUCGUGGAUACUUUGAGAGUUAAUUGCUCGAGGAGGAGGAGUUGUGUACAUGCUGAUCGAAGCAGUUGCAUUUGCGUUCGAAGUUUGUUACGUGUAGGAGAGGAGUUGAUUGCUUCCCUGAGGUGACCGUUUGGAAAGUGAUGUGUAGGUAGAUGUAGUGGGCGGAAAGCGAGUUGCUCGUCUUGGUUGCAGCUUGCAUUUCGUUGCGGCGUCUCUUCCACAGUAAUUUGGAUCCGAUUCGUGAUUUACUAUGGGCUGCAGCCAUUGUUGAGAUUCGACUCCGAUUCCUGUGUAGGAAGUGCUCGCUCGAUUGGAGUGAGCGAGCCGAGUUCAAGGGGCUAGUCAGUCUCCUCAACUCUUGCAGGUUGCUUCUCUGAAAGUCCGAGUGUUCUUUCUUCGAACCGUGCUUCUAAGGCUUUGUGAUAGAGGAAACCAAACCUUUCUGCGACGAAUUGGUUCUUAAGAAGUGUUUGUCGCGCAUUAAGCAGCUUUCCGCAAGCUACUGAGAAGUGCGAAUUCUCUUCGGGAUUAUGGAGGGCAAUUAUGUUUGCCUGAGGCAUUGAGUUUUUAUGCUGUGUUGCAUUUGCGAAUGAUAGCAGAAUUCAUCAGGCUAUUCAGUGCGGUGUGCACUUCACGAAGUUAAAGCAGAUCCCCGGAAUUUCGUGUAGAGGAUUCGAGUAAGUUAUCAGAGCUGGAGAAGGGACUUGGUGAACACUGCCGCCACUGCUCAGGUGUGGUGCAAGUAAACGCCUGAAGCUCGAGAGUGCUUGCCAAGUACGACACGGAAGAGAGCAGUUAGAAUCCAUGGUUGGUCCAGUCUCGCCGAGGGUCACUAGUGAGAGUUUGACAAAUGAUGGGCAUCGUAUCGAGAAGCCCCGCUGGCAAGCUCUACCUUGGGGCGCACAUCAAUAUAAUUUGCAAACAAGGCCGCACCAGACGAAGUACUACGCUGGAGGGGAUUCUGGAAAGCGGAAUAGCCAGAGAAGCAUGAAUGGAGCAGAUAACAGAGUGGGAGGCUUGCCGGACGUGGUUGGACGAGUUAACAUACCGUCCACGGCCUGCUCAUCUGGCCAAUCCUCUUCCCAAUCAAAUUUAGACCGCUUUCUCGAGGAGACUUCUCCUCGUGUGAAGACUCAAACUCUUCCCAAGUCUCGCUUACCGAGUGCAAUGAGACGGUGUAAUCCCGAAGUGACACCCUACUUCAACCUCCGAGAUUUAUGGGACUCUUUCGAUGAGUGGAGCGCAUAUGGAUGUGGGGUGCCUUUGAUGUUGAAUGGCGACGAGAGCGCGGUGCAGUAUUAUGUGCCUUAUCUCUCUGCUCUUCAGCUGUAUGUGCCAUCACGGCGACCAGACCGGCCUAUCGGAUACAGGCGUCCAGGGUCAGAAAGUGACACUUGCAGCGAAGCUAGCAGUGAUGGAGAGAGCGAAACCUUGCCACCGAACUUAGGAAAAGGUUCCAGGCUGGAACUAUCAUAUACAUUCGUCAAUGGCGAUAAAGUAGAUGUGUGGUCUUAUUUUGAGAAGAGUCCCCCAUAUAGCCGAGUGCCUCUUGUUGAUAAGAUUGCUGACCUGUCAAAAGACUUCAAGCCUGAGAAAGAUCCUUUACGCACACUCCGGAGUGUGGACCUUCUUUCGAAAAGCUGGCUUUCGGUGGCUUGGUAUCCCAUUUACCGAAUACCUACUGGGCCCACUCUACGGGAUUUAGCUGCUUGCUUUCUCACAUUUCAUCCACUGUCAACACCAUUUCAAGAUGGAGACGUUUCUUUAAGACUAGGAAGUCGCGGUUAUGAUACUGUGAGUCCAACGAGGUGCCCUCUGAGUGCCAAGCCACUUCGUGCGUUUGGACUUGCUUCCUACAAGCUCCGAGGCGCGAUUUGGUCUUCCAAUCCUGAAAAGCGGCUGGCUUCGACGUUGCAGCACUGUGCAGAUGAGCAUCUAAAGGAUUUAUGUGUUGAACACCCGGACUUCAAUUACUUCACUUCUCAUACGGCUCCGACUCGCUACUGAAUCGUGAGUUGUAACAGUGGGUUGUAACAUUACCAUGUAUGUAUGUCCCUUCAUUACCAUGGUCAUAUAAUGGCUAUGCGAGGUUAGAUUAGUCAUCUCAUCAAAUAGCUGUUGAUGCAAUCUUUCAAGCAAUUCUCUUGAGGUUAAAAGCCAGGUUGUGCAAGUUCAAGUUGCACGUUUUGUUCUGGCAUUUUUAACAGGCCAGUGUAGCUGUAGUUUCAGUUUUCCCUUCAUCUGAAACCUAAAAAAAGUACAAACGAGGACCAGAAAAUUCUAAUUUGAGUUCUUGCACUUCAUUCGAGUUUAUAGAGUAGUGUAGAGGCAAAGCUUCUUGCAGCCUCAUAUACUUUAGUGGACAUCCAUACCAACCAUUGGAAACUGUUCAUGACUUGUGAUUCUCAUCAAUCGUAGUUGAAGUGGCAAUCCGUAGCAAGGAGGAGAUAUUCACUCAUGACCCUUUAUAUACCUGUAGCAUCAUUCGAGAGGUCCUUGGAUCAACUGAUUGCAUAGCUAGACAACAGUACUUGGUGUCCCCCCACCUUGUUUUUUUCCAUUACCAAGCACUGAACACAUUUUGGCCCCUUUGAAAUCUCAUUUCAAUGCUGUACAUGAAUGGAAAUUUCAAACAUUCCAAUUCUUCAGAAAUGCCACUUCUGCAUGUUCGUUAUACGAAUGUGCAAUUUACUCCUUGUA